CCUGCGGUAUGUUUGUGUCCUGUCGCCAUUUUGAGCAAUGUAUUUUUGUCGAAAAGCCGUGUUUUUGUAAUUUUUUUUCGUGUAAAUAAGACAUUUUGAAAAGGAAAAAUGGAUGCCGUAAAAGCUUUCAAUUCGGAGCUGUCAUCAUUAUAUGAUGUCAAGCCACCCAUUUCCAAAGCUAAAAUGACAUCUAUUACAAAGAGUGCUAUCAAAGGCAUAAAGUUUUACAAGCAUAUUGUUCAGAGUGUUGAAAAAUUUAUUCAAAAGUGUCGGCCAGAAUAUAAAGUUCCUGGCCUGUAUGUUGUGGAUUCCAUUGUUCGGCAGUCUAGGCAUCAAUUUGGAGCAGAUAAAGAUGUAUUUGGGCCAAGAUUUGUCAAAAAUAUUACUACUACUUUCCAGAAUCUUUUUAAAUGUGCAGAAGAAGAUCGACCAAAAAUAAUUCGUGUGCUUAAUUUGUGGCAAAAGAACAAUGUUUUCCCAAUUGAUGUAAUUCAACCUCUGUUAGAUAUGGGGCAUCCAAAUACUUCUAAUGAAACUACAUCUGCCAAUGAAGAAAGCAGAAUAUCACGCCAUAAAGUGGAAGAAUCCAAUUCUUGGAAAGGGUGGCCACAAGGUAAUGAUGAGCCUCCACCUGAUAACAGAACUUAUGCAGAGAUGUCUACAAAGAACUUGGAAAAAUUCACUAAAUCUGAAAUGGUAAAUGCUAUGGAAGAUGAAUCUCGUUCAUCUUUGUUCCGGGCACAAUUAAAGCAAGAAAAUUUACAAGAUGAUACUACUGUAAAAUUCAAUAAGAAACUCUUGGAUUUUGAUUAUGGUGACGAGGAAGAUGAAGAAGAAUCUAAAAAUGAUGAAAAUAAUCUUUCUAACCAGCCUAAUGCAUUGGCAUUAAGCAUGGCUCAGAAUUUGCUGUGCAAUCCAGAACUUUUGAGAAAACUUCAGCAAAUGCAGCAAACCAUUCAACAAAAUGCUCUAAAUUCAGAACUUAGUCUUCAAGGGCAACAACCUGUUAAAGAUGAGCCUGAGGAAGCCCCUUACUCAUCAGAUUUGCCAAGUAGCCCAACUCAGCAAUCUCAAUUACCUACAUCUACUUAUCGACAGCAAGCUCUACAACCCAUGGAACUUAAACAAAAAGAGGCUGAUAAAGAUGACCGAGUUUUACCACAACCUCCCCUUCCUCCUAAGGAUUUAGAUGAAAGAUCUCUUGCCGCGAUCAUGACUCCUCGAUUAAUACCGCCUACCAGUCUUGCCUCUUAUCAGCAGCCAGGCAUGGCUCAGACCGAUAAGGAUGACAGGAUAAUUCCUGAUCUCGCAGUGCCACCACGAGAUUUAGAUGAAAGAUCUCUGGCUGCUAUUUUAGCACCACUCGAUAGAGGAAUGUUACCACCCAUGUCAUAUAAUGAAGCAUCCAACAUGAUGCAAUAUCCAGCUGGCAUGCCUUAUCAACCCCAGCAACCUCCUAUGCCAAUGAUGGAAUCUGUGACCAUGGAUACUGGCUAUGGUUCUGUCCUUUCCUCUGAACAACAACAGCACAUGAUGCAACGUACUGAUGAAGAUGAGAGACUCAUGUAUAGUAUGCCAGGAGAACCUCCUCUACCUCCUCAAGAUUUUGAUGAAAGAACUGCUAUGGUAACAAUGGAGGAAAGAUCGAGGAAGGAACGAUCACGUUCUCGUUCAGGAUCAAGAUCACGGAGAAGUGGAAGGCAUAGAAGCCGUUCAAAAUCUCCUAGGAAGAAGCGAUCAAGGUCUCGUUCACCUCGUUCAAAAAAUCGAUCACGCUCCAAGGAACAUGAAAGAAUACGAGAAAAGGAACGUGAGCGUGAGAGAGAACGUGAAAGAAAAAGGAAAGGCAUCCCACCAAUUAAAAAAGGAUAUGUUAGUGUUUGUAGUACAACCUUAUGGAUUGGACAUGUACCUAAAUCUUGCACAGAAAUGGAAAUCAGCAGUGCUUUUGGUCAAUAUGGCACCAUAUUGAGUAUUGAUAUGAUUCCUCCUAGAGGAUGUGCAUAUGUUGUAAUGGACAGACGACAAGAUGCUUAUAAAGCUUUACAAAAAUUAAGAAAUACUAAAUUUCUUCAAAGCAGCAGUGUUAAGAUGGCUUGGGCACCCGGUAAAGGUGUGAAGGGAAAAGAAUAUAAAGAUUAUUGGGAAGUGGAAGCAGGUGUUAGCUAUGUUCCUAUUGAGAAGAUAGCUGCUGAUCAGGAGGCUUUAGAUCUUCUAGAAGAAGGUGGUUUUAUUGAUGAAGAAUCCCUUCCUGAACAUCUGAAAGCUUUAAGGCAGGGUGAUGAUAAGUCCUCUUAUGGAAUGCAAAAAUCUACACCUCCAGAGACCACAACAUACAAUGCAAUACAAGCUCCUCCCAUGGUCCCUCCUCCUAUCAUUCCAUCAACAUCUGUGAAUUUACCUAUGUUGCUACCUCAUCCUAUGCAACCACAGUUUGGACUCCACUUGCCAGGUCUGCUGCCUCCUCAAGCUAUGGUAAUGCAAGUCCCUAUGGGCAUUCCGCCACCAAAUCCUAUGUUGAUGGUUCAGCAACAAUCACAAAAUAUGUUAGGUAAUCAAACCUUACCAAUAGUUGGAGGUGUUCCACCAAUAGUUCCACGCACACUUCCAGCUAUCCCGAGUACUUUAUCAAAUAUGACGAAUACAACCGUGGAUUCAGCCAAUGCUUCAUCGAGUGGAGAUGCAACACCUACAGAAGAAGAUGGAACUAAUGUGUCAUCACCUAAUGUAAUUCAAAAUUCUGUUCCUAGUUCAGUGUCUUCUACUUCAACCAUUUCAACUCAAGCUGGAAUUCCAGCUACUCAGUACAAUCCUAUGAUGAAUCUUCCAAACUCUAACAGACUUUCUGUUCCACCACCAGUAUCAACUACUGGAACUCCAAUACCAUACCCACCUCCUCAAAAUGUUGGUUUUAAUUUUCCACCUCCCGGAAUGCGGCCACCAGGUAUGGCACACAAUUCCCAGUUUCCUUGGAUGCAGAAACCACCUGGUUCUCCUUUUACUGAGUCAGAUUCCAAUCAGUCAAGGAAUGUACCUGGUGUGCCACCUCACAUGUUCAACAACAGGCCCCCUUUCCAUGAAGUACCUUCAUCUCUCCCUCAGAAUUCACCGAUGAAAGAUGGUCAUAGUAAUAGAGAUAUGGAAAGAAGGCCAGGUGAUAUGGAUCCUGGUAAUAGGUCCCCUAUGCAUUCUGAUAAAAUGUCCCAAGAGAUGGUUAUAAGUACAGACGAUGAAUCUUCCAUGGAUCGAGAUUAUUCUCAUGGGGAGAUGAAGGGAGGACCUAGAUUUCAAGGUGUAACAGAAUUUCCCAGAAUGCCUGUGAAUAUGCAUCGUAUGAGAAACCCAAUGGUUCCAAUGCAAGGUGGCCGAUUUCCACCUGGUAUGCCUCCAUUUCCACCUCGUAUACCAGGUCCUAGGGGACCUGGAAUGCAUCCUGGGCACAGAAUGGAAAUGGACUUUCCUGGACCUCGUGGACCAAGAAUGCCUGGUCUUAUCCAUGGACCACGUAGAAUGGAUGGCCCACAUCAUCCAAAUGAUGGAAGAGACUGGUACCCGCGUGAUUUUGAUGGACCUCCAUUUGAAAGGGACAGACAUUUUUUCAAUGACAGAAAUAGGGACUCUUGGACAACUCCUGAACAAAUAGAAAGAGAUUCAAGACAUAUGCCUCGAAAUCAUGAGCGACAUGAUGAAAGAAUGCGUGAUAUGGAAAAUCGUGAUGGGCCUAAUUCUUAUGGUCCUCCUGAUCAGGUUGAAGAUAUUUUUGAAUCUAGAGGGCGACCAAGACCUGGUAGAAAAUCUAAACCUGAUGACAUGAUGGAAGAUAUGUUCAAGGUACAAUUUUAUCAACGAGACAAAAAUCCAGCAUAUCAGAGCCAUCUUAACAAACAGUUGGAUCGUAGAAGAAAAGAUGAUAUGACCAAUAGAUCUUCAUAUAAAAAUGAUGAUGUAAAUAAAAGUACAGACCUGUCAAAUAUUGAUGUAAAUAAUAGAACAGUUGGUGAUAAAAUGGCACGCAGUGAUAAUUCAGUUGAUCAGGAUUCUUCAGGACCUAGAAAAGACAGAGAAUCACGAAAAAGGUCCCGUUGGGGUCGCACCCUUUCAGAAGAAAGAGAAUUUCAACAGCAAAAACGAAAUGAAAUUGAAAUGAAGUUCCAGAGUUAUGAACAGUCUGCUCAGGCAGCUCAAUUACUUCAACCGAAUUCCCAAGAAUCUUCUGAAAAUACGGUUGAAAUAGCUGAUUGCAGCACAACAGAUCCCACAAAUACUCAGCAAAACGUUGAUGAUGUUUCAGUUUCUGUGUCAAGUUCUCAGAGUUUAAAUUCUGAGAAACAUGAAUCGGAAGAUUCUGCUUCUGAACUGCAAACAAAUGAUUCAGCUUUAAAUUCUGAUUUAAGAAAUCCAUCUCUUGAGUCUGAUACUGUACAUUCUAUUAAUACUCCAGAAGAUACUGCUGAAAGUUUUGCUCCUAACUCAGUCUUUGACGCAACUGAUUCUCAACCAAGUUCAGAUUCAUUUGUGAUUAAUUCUUCCAAACCAUUCUUAGCAAAUACUGAUUCAGAAUCAUCUGGUACUAAUCAUGUUUCUGAAUCGUUUAAUGGCAGUAUGGUGACUGAUUGUAAAUCUGCUUCAUUGGAUACUGAUUCUAGUAUCUCUAACUCGGUUUCAGAGCAAACAGAUUUGUACAGGCUUCCUGUGUCUCUUACAAAAGAAACUGAUCGAUCAUCCAUUGCGGAACUGGUGUCAAAUCCCAGUUUUGCGAAUAGUGAGGAAAAUUUUGCUCUAAAGAAUGAGCCUACUAAUCAUAUUGGUCUGAACUCUGAAGCUUCUUUAAAUGAUACUAUUAUAAGUGAAGAUAUUUCAGAAAAUUCUAGUACAAAUAAAUCGCCUCUUUUGUCAACAGAUAGUUAACAUUAUAUUUCUAUGCAAUUCGGACAACUUGUGCUACAAAUUGUAUACUGUUUCGGAUUGACUAAUUAAUUGCUUCUGUGUGCAUUUUUUUUAAAAUUCAUCUGCCGAUAAGGAGGAACUUGUUUGGUUGACCAUUUGUUAAAUAUGACUCAGAUUUGUACAAAAUGUGUUCUAGAUAUAAAUUAUCUAUUAUAUAUUUUCACCUGAUUUUAUUUUACGUCAAAUAAAUUAAGAUUAUUGUUAAGUUUUAAUGAUGCCAUUUUAUUUUUUCCUCGAAGAAAAAAAACAACAAGACAUACUCCUAUUCUCUUUUCUGUUGUAAAAAAUAGAAAGAAAAAAAAUUAGUUUUUUUUUUAAGUUUAUUUUUAUUAGUUCUUUCUUUUUAUAAUGCAUACAGAGCAAGAAUUUAGAAAACAUCGUUUAAAGAAUGGUAAGUGAAAUAGCAACCAUUGGAAAUAGCAACGAAUUUUGAAGAGGCAUGGACUAACCCUUUGGAUUUCUUCCUGUAAACUUGCAUUCAAAUUGGUGCAAGUUGUCAGGUAUUUGUUUUCUAUUUUUCUCUUGUAUAUGGAUGACUAAUGCCACAGUCUUUUCCAACAAGAGUUGCUUAACUUUCAUUGUGAUUGGAUAUCUGAAAUAAUGGGACAGAAACUGCUUCAUGUGAAAGAAUUCAUUCUACUUUUCAAGCUAUUGCACAUAAAUUAAUUUACCCAUAUUUUUUACGACAGAUCACGAUAGAGAAAUUUAGUUACAAGUUGUGAAGAAUCUAAAAUAUUCAUUGCUGCAAUUAUUGCAGUUACUUGCCAAGAUUUCAUCCCAAACUGGUACUCUUUUUCAGAAAUUUACUGGACCUUUGAAUAUUGUCUUUGAAUCUUUAAAAAAACUUCUUGUGGUGAAUAAAAUACUUGUUUAUGAAAAUAAUGCUUUACCUAAAUUGUAACUUUAUUUUUAUUUUUUCCCUGAUGCAAGAUUUGAUUAAUGUAUUGUAAUUGAAUUUUUUAUACAAUUAGCCUGUUAGAUGUACUUUAAAUAAUAUACAUAUAUAGCUUCAUUAUAUUAAAAAUGUAUUUACUUCAUUUUUGUCUGAUAACAUAUUUUUAGGCCUUUUUUUUUUCCCUGAUUCCUCCCUUAUAAUAAAUAUGAAGGGACAUAUUUCCUUCUUAAUUUUUUUUUUUCCUGUGUGUAAUUUUUACCACCCACCCCCUUCUUAGAUUGAUUUAAGCUUUCACUUCCCAUUUUGGAUUCUGUUGAAGGAGCUUAAUUUUGCUAGUUAUGAUUAAUAAUUGAUUAUUUGUAUGUAUAAUAAAUGCAUAUUUAUUUUAACACAUUAGCCUUUUAUGUUCUAUGAAAUAAGUUUGUUUUUAUAUAUAGCUUUAGCUAUUUCUUGUCGCACUUCAGCUUUUCCAUAAAUUUUGGAUUGGAUGUCUAAAUUAUUGUCUUUGUAAAUUAUUUAUUAGGUUUUUCUUUAAAGAAAAUCAUCUGAAGUAGAUGUUUGUAAUUUGUUAUGCAACCUUAAUAUUUUAUAUAUGUUAUACAUAUUAUAUAGUGUAUAGACAGACUUAUGUUAGAAGUAAAACAUAGAAAAUGAAUUAAAUUAUUGCUGAAAUGUAAAGAAAUGACUGAAAAUACGUAUUAGCUCUUUUUGAAUUUAACUUUCUUUAGACUAUGAAAUAUUUUUGUAAUUAAGUUAUUGAGCAAUCUGUAGAGUAUUUAUUAUUUUAGUCUAAAAGAUUGUGGCAUUAGAAAGUUUCAUGUUAAUGGAAGGGAUGUAGCUCCGAAAGAUCUUGCAGUUAACAUAUUAUUCGAGCAAUAAAAUGAAAAAAUAUGUAAUUAAAAAAGAUGCCUGUGUUUUUAUGUAAGUAUACUUUUCAUCCCAAACUUAUUGCAACAUUUAAAUAGUGAUAAGAGAUAGAAGUGAUUCACCUCCGAGUUAUAUCUUUCGGAACUGCAGUCUUCUUAUUUUUUUGUCUCUGCUAUUUUGUAUAAUUUGUUCAAAUUAUUUACUUGUCAGUUUUAUUGAUAAAGCUAAUGUAACUUCUAUGUGAUUAAACUGUAGUUUGAUUUGUCAAUUUCAUUCAUGUCAAAAAUCAAGGAUCUUAUUUACAAAGUUCUGAAAGGAACUGUUUCUUUUAAGGCAUCCCUCUUUUGUAUUAGGGCCAAAAAAAAAGAA
Argiope bruennichi is the source of this 7078-nucleotide messenger RNA. It is a transcript of the gene Isha, whose product is annotated as SR-related and CTD-associated factor 4-like. Gene Ontology annotation, cellular component: nucleus. Bases 109 to 4908 code for a protein of 1599 amino acids. The transcript is spliced from 17 exons. The record is from RefSeq and is a predicted model, not a curated record. Lineage: Eukaryota; Metazoa; Arthropoda; Arachnida; Araneae; Araneidae. Gene Ontology annotation, molecular function: RNA binding.